Molecule: messenger RNA, 136 nt
Organism: Acaulospora morrowiae
Lineage: Eukaryota; Fungi; Glomeromycota; Glomeromycetes; Diversisporales; Acaulosporaceae
Source: the annotation of a GenBank genome assembly
AUGGAUAGUGUUAUUAUUCCCUUUCAAUUCGAAGAAAUCAUCGACCUUGAAGAAGACAGAAUAGUCACUAGCGCCAACACUACUGACAUUACGCCGUUCACGUUUUUUACUACUUCCGGCGAUUCAUUGGCCAAAA